AUGGAUGCGCCGAAGACCUCCAAGGAGCCUAUCUCCAAAAUACGUCAGCUCGGCCUUUCGCAGGCUCCAUCUCCUUGUGAUUCCAGCCGCCAGCCAUGUCUUGCGGCACACCCGAAUGCGUCCCUGUGUGACGUGCUUCGGAUGCUCCGAGACUCAAUCAUGUGCCUCUGUAAGUGCUUGUCGUUAGUCCGUGGAAGAUUCCCACGAUGGGACUUCGGCUAUAUUCCGUUGCUGCAAACACAGAUUUUGCCCGCUAGGUCUCAGACGUUGCAUGUGGAGUGA
Molecule: messenger RNA, 282 nt
Organism: Pseudozyma hubeiensis SY62
Lineage: Eukaryota; Fungi; Basidiomycota; Ustilaginomycetes; Ustilaginales; Ustilaginaceae
Exons: 2
Coding region: 1-282 (93 amino acids)
Source: RefSeq, a predicted model, not a curated record